Messenger RNA from Owenia fusiformis, 2660 nucleotides. The record is from the annotation of a GenBank genome assembly. NCBI's taxonomy places the organism in Eukaryota, Metazoa, Annelida, Polychaeta, Sabellida, Oweniidae.
UAAUUUCUUUGUACAGCUAUCUGGUCAAGCUAUUGUGAAAGCAAAAUAUGUAAUAACAUGACGUCAUGGAGAUACCUAACAACUUCAAACAGUUGAAUUCAAAGCCAUCUUGAAAAUGACAGACAAGAUAUUUGCUCUAAGAAAGGCGUUGACACAAUCUGAAAAGGAACGUCGACUUUUUUCUAAAAAAGGCAAAACAAACAGUAUAAUACAAGGAGCGAGAGUGGUUGAAUGUCAGCAAAAUGCAGUAGAACUCCGAAAAUUGAUUCUCCAAUGGGAAACUCUGGAGAGACAAAAACGAAAAGCAGUAUCGGAUUUGAAUACGGAGAUGAACCUGACAAAACUAAGCUUUAAGAAAUUGAAUUUGAAACCUCAAAAAUCGAAUGAAGAAGAAGAUUUAGAAACUAUUACAAAUGAAACGAAUCCCGUCGGUUUUCGAUUUAGAUCGAAUGGUGACAUUCGGGAAACACAACACGUUUCGAAAACGGCUAUGAAACCAACAAUUGAAGCUUUAAAAGGGCAAUCUGAUAUUCAACAGACUAGCACAAGAUCAAAAUCGAAACAAGAAGAUGAGAUUUCAGGUGAAUCACUCGUCACCCCAUUUGGAGAAAGUGAUGAAAGUGAUGAGUCAGAAAAAAUCGAUUACAAUGAAGAAAUUGCAAAAUUAGAGAAAACUGUCAAAGAACUAUCAGAAGAUGUCCUGAAACGAUCGAAUUCUAAAGCGGCUAAACAGUAUCUAAGAGCACAUACUCGUGAAGACCAUAGCAGUUCAUAUGCGGAUACAAGGGCCCUACAUUAUAUGCAAAUGCAUCAAAACGAUCGUUGGGCCUCCCUCCCAAGUAGAACUGAUUUCGGACGGUAUUCUCGUACCGACAGACAAAUGCACAAAAAAUAUUCACUCAAGGCUAAUUGUGUCGCCUGUGAGCUUAGACUGAAACAGAAUGACACCGAUAAAAUACAAAGUAAAUCCCUUAACAAACCCUGCGGUAGAAAAUGGAACAUCACGUCUCGGGUCAAAGAUGAUUCAAAGAAUAUUGGGUCGCAGUGGGAUAUGUCGUAUUUGAAAAGCAAAAUGAAACGCCAGGCAGAUGAACGGAAGAAGCGAGAAGUAGCUUCGUAUGAAGAUAGUUCCAAAGAAAAACAAGAAGCCCCCGACAUUGACACAAGCACUCAAAACUAUAGCACAUUAACGGUGGAUUUUUGUAAAGCUCCAAAGGUGUGGUCACGUUCUGAGCACGAUACAAAAUCUGACCGUUUACGUCCAAAAACAGCACAAUCUUUAAGAACAGAAGUUCACUAUCAUAGUACAGAGGAACGGUAUCAACAUAUGAUGCAAAGAGCAUUGUUAUCCAGUCAUGAUGGGGAAAGUUUCGAUACACUGAAGGGCUCAAAUGCUUCAAAAUGCCGAUUGCAAAGUGCGCCUAAUAUUGGCGCGUCGUCCGCAAGGAGCAAAUCUCAAAUGAGUAGACGAGAAGUUGGAGAAAUUCGAAAAACGUACAAAGAAAAACUUGUGGAGAAAGCAAGAAUGGAUGCAAAGGCAAGCGAUGAAAGGGUGAAUCAUUUCCUGAUGUCGCUAAAAGAUAAAGAAAAUAUUGAUGGAAAAAGUACGAGUUCGUUAAACCAUAAAUCAAGUGGGGCAUCAAUAGAGAGUGGAGACAGCAGUGACAGUACUGAAUACAUUCCAUAUAGAAAGUCAGCAUGGACAAGUAGCCAUCCAACACUCCAACAAAAGAUGGCACCACGGAUGGUAAAAGCUGACGAUUUUAAGAAAAAGUCCGCGUCAGUGAUCAAAUCAAAUCAAUUGAGAAGGACAAGCACAUCACUGUUUCAAAAUGAAUCAUCAAAAAAGAGAAGGAAAGCACUGACAUUAGAACAAUCUUUUAAAGAACUAAAAGACUGUAGAUAUCUCAGGAAUCCGUCAAGACCAUCGGUUGAUGAGUAGCAUUUCAAAAGUCACUGAGUUGCGUUUUACAAAGCACAAUUACUGGAUUGCAUUUCGCACUUAGUGCAAUAAUUUCUGUGUUCAUGAUUAUUAUUUUCACAUCAUUUGAUACACAUUUAUAAGAGAGUAGAUGCUACGGAUCAGUUUUAUUAGAUCCAAGCCUAGGGUUGGAUUCAAUCCAAGAUUUGAAGGCUAUUUUACAUGUACAGGUCUCAUAAAAUGUAUUCAUGCCUGUUUUUAAUUCAAAUUAGUUUAGAAAUAAUACGAUUCGGAUGUACCAUGGCCUGUGAAUGUGAAAUAAAAUGUGAAAAUAAAUGAUUUCAAAAUACAUCUGAAAGAUCAAUCAAAAAUCAAUCAAAGUUUCAAUCAUAUUACUGUGAGUUCAUUAUGUUAUGAGUCUGUUCCAUGAUUAUUUGGGACUUGUACAACCAUGGGCUUUCAAGAGAAGGGUAUAAACAUGAGAAAUUCAAAUGAGCAGUGCCAUGCUUCCCUUUUUAUGAUACUAUUUCAAAAAGUAUUAUAUAAAUGUAUAUGUUUUAGUAUUAUCUUGAAUAAAAAUCAAUUUUCAAUAUGAUUAAAGCAUAAAACUUGUUUACUCUCUUGUAGAAGUAAACAAAAAGACCAAUAAGAAAAAGAGGUAUCAAAAUGUUCUCUUCAAGUAUUGCAUUGUGGGUAAUUAUUCCAGAUUACAACCCAAUAAAAACAUAAUUUGUGGGAG